Panicum hallii is the source of this 2054-nucleotide messenger RNA. RefSeq names its product probable protein phosphatase 2C 66. The record is from RefSeq and is a predicted model, not a curated record. The coding region runs from base 98 to 1654 and encodes 518 amino acids. The transcript is spliced from 5 exons. Lineage: Eukaryota; Viridiplantae; Streptophyta; Magnoliopsida; Poales; Poaceae. Gene Ontology annotation, biological process: protein dephosphorylation. Gene Ontology annotation, molecular function: protein serine/threonine phosphatase activity.
CCUACAGCCACACCACAGUUUGCAGCAACACACCACAGCCAGCAGUUACCACCCCCACCCUGUGCUCCACCCUGUUGCCUCCCUCCCAUUGGCCGCCAUGGGCUCCUGCCUCUCCUCCGAGGCCCCCGCCGCCGGCGACGGGCCAGCGUGGCGGAAGAGGCGCCGCGGGAGCCGGGAGGGCUUGGCCGGCGGCGGUCCCUUCUCCAGCGGCGGCAAGAGGCUGCCUGGAGGCGGGGGAGAGAUGACGGAGGACGAGCUCGCGCGGGUCUCCGGGAGGAUGUACGGCAACGGCGCGAGCGCCGUGGCGUGCCUCCACACGCAGCAGGGGCGGAAGGGCACGAACCAGGACGCCAUGGUCGUGUGGGAGAGUUUUAAUUCAAGUGAUAGUAUCUUCUGUGGUGUGUUUGAUGGCCAUGGGCCUUAUGGUCAUUUUGUUGCCAAGAAAGUUAGAGAUUCACUUCCUGUCAAGCUGCGCACACAAUGGCAAACCAGUGCUAAUGGGGCCUCUAGUCCUCAUCAAAAUGGAAGCAUCUCUGGAAGUAUCAACUCUGAAGAAACAGGUUCUGUUGUUGAUGAUGAAUGGAGUGAAUCCAUUAAUGGCGAUGAGGGUGACAAGCUUCCUGAGAUGUUUCUUCCACUUAAGCAAUCCUACUUUAAAGCUUUCAAAUUGAUGGAUAAGGAACUCAAGCUGCAUCCCACAGUUGAUUGUUUCUGCAGUGGAUCUACGGCAGUAACAUUGGUGAAACAGGGAUUGGACCUUGUUAUUGGAAAUCUUGGGGAUUCAAGAGCAAUAAUGGGGACAAGAGAUGCCUCCAACAAUCUAACUGCUGUACAACUCACUGUUGAUUUGAAGCCUAACCUUCCUAGGGAAGCUGCAAGGAUCCAGCAAUGUAAAGGAAGAGUUUUUGCUCUUCAGGAUGAACCAGAUGUUGCUAGAGUAUGGUUGCCAAAUAACGACUCUCCUGGAUUGGCAAUGGCAAGAGCUUUUGGAGAUUUCUGCCUUAAAGAUUAUGGCUUAAUAUCUGUUCCUGAGAUAUCAUAUCGCCGUCUUACUGAAAAGGACGAAUUUAUAAUAUUGGCCACUGAUGGGGUUUGGGACGUCCUCUCAAACAAGGAGGCUGUUGACAUAGUAGCAUCAGCACCAUCUCGGGCAACAGCAGCCAGGGCUCUUGUUGAUUGUGCUGUCAGAUCUUGGAGAUUGAAGUUCCCGACAUCCAAGAGUGAUGACUGUGCUGUUGUCUGCUUAUUCUUGGAUCAUGAGAAGUCACCUGAGUCUGUUGAGGAGGGCGAACCCAAUGAGGAGAUGGUAGAAACCACCGGGGAGGUUUCAACACAAGAUGCCAGUGCUGAGGUUGAUGAAGACAUUUCAGAUGUAAAUGUACAUAUAUCCAGUGAAGAGCACAUCACCACGGCCACAUUGCAACACUCCAACACAUUAAGGGAGGUAGAUGAGAUUGUACCGGUUGAUGAACCUCCCAUCUUGAAGGAGCCAGAAAGGUGUGGAUCUGCUCGCAGCCUGGCAGAUUGCAUAUCAACAAACGAGGAAGAGGAAUGGUCCGCGCUCGAAGGCGUGACCCGGGUGAAUUCCCUCCUGAAUCUCCCUAGAAUACUGUCAGGUGAUAAGAGAUCGACCAGCUGGAGGAAGCGGCGGUAAACAGCAAAAGGAAUCUCCCUAGAAUUCUUAGCUGGAUUCAGGUUGGGUGCUUGCAGAGAGGCACAUUUCAAACCAGCGUGGGCAUUUUCAUUCAGGCCGUGUAAAUUCUUCGGUCUCUGGGAUUUGUUCUAGCUGAUUUUUAGGCUUCCCCCAGAUUGUUUUGACCGGCAGGCGUGUACAUUCCAGAUUGCUUAUGCUUUGCCAGGAGGUUGUGCCAUGCUUGGGCUUCUUUGCUCCGUUUGUGCAUAAGAAAGUUUUUGUUAUGUAAGAAGCUUCUUUUUGUAAAUCAUGCGAUACCUUCUGACAUUGGAUGGAUGCUCGCCUGCUGUGCUGUCCGUGACUAUUCAAACAAAGACGGAUUCAGUACUAUAUGUGUUAUAUUAGGUCGUGAUUUGGUUCA